GGCCUCGAGGAUGGAGGUGGAACAGCUGUCUGUCCAGCUAGCAGAAGAAGGCGGAGAACCAGGCCUGGAGGUCUCGCAUGGAAGCCAAGGAAGCUGAAUGGGAGGGGAGGCUCCAGGAUAUGGCGGCAGUUGUGGAGAGACUUUCAGCCACCAAGGUGGUCGACUCGACAGAGCAGAGCCGAUAUGGUAUCCAGGGAGAGGAGGUACGAGGACUCUUUGGCCAGGGAGGGGUGCAAGGGCCACCUCGGCAAGAGGGGAUGAAGAAGGAAUUCCUGGAUCCAGCGGAAGUGGAGGCAAGGCGGAAGAUCGAGGAGAAGAGUUUCAGCUUCAAGGCUUCCACAGAGUUAGCUUCGCAACAGGCAACCCCUAUGAUGAUUUGACCCCUGUAGAGGAGCCAGCACAGAGACCCCAACCUCCACUAGAGGAACGGGGCCCCGCAGAGGAGUCCCCUACGAUUCUUUUGGAGGUGCAGGGAGGUACCCUUACGGAGGCAGUGGCGUCCGCUGAGCCUGAGACAAUGGAGGAGGAAGCAUCACGGUUGGAUGAGCUAGUGGCGUCCAUGGAGGUAGACAUGCCGCUAGAGAGGCCCUAGAGGCUGGAUACGCCUGAGUAUGGACCAGAGGGCGUGGGCACACGAGGUAAUGAGGGCACUAGGGCCACGGAGCCCGGACCUCG
Chara braunii is the source of this 675-nucleotide messenger RNA. NCBI's taxonomy places the organism in Eukaryota, Viridiplantae, Streptophyta, Charophyceae, Charales, Characeae. The record is from the annotation of a GenBank genome assembly.